AUGAAGUGCCACGCCAUUGGCCGAGGUGCGGAGGUAACAACGGGCAAAGAACCUCAUCUGGGUGACCGGGUGACCUCCUUCGACAACCUGGUACCAGGAGAACUUAAGCGGCUGUCCUAUCUAGCGAUGCUCGGUCUGGCCAUUAGGAGGGGGCCCUCGACAAAAACGACGAUAUCUCUCGUUUACGUACGUAGUCUGGUAAUAACGCCUGUUUUUUUCUCUCCUUACUCCUGUAACCUGGAUCGUAACGAGCGUAAUGACAGUAAUACGGGACAGUUAACGAGACCGUGA
Molecule: messenger RNA, 291 nt
Organism: Heterotrigona itama
Lineage: Eukaryota; Metazoa; Arthropoda; Insecta; Hymenoptera; Apidae
Source: the annotation of a GenBank genome assembly